AUGGAAGUACAUCGGUGCUACAUCAACACGGAGCAUAAUCCUGCAGAUAUUGCAACUAGGCCAGAAACAUGGAUUGAGAAAAAACAUUUAUGGUUCCAUGGACCAGCAUUCCUUGCCGCAGACAAAAGAACGUGGCCGAGAAAUAUGCACCUGGAAGACCACGUCGUGUCUGUUUCAGCAGCGGCGGAGGGUCUGGACGAGGUACAGACACUAAUUCUCGACGAUGGUCCUAGUGAAGAAAUUGAGAGGACACAGUCAGCGGUACAGAUGAACUCUCAACUACAGGAAAUCAUAGAUUUGCAAUCCAGUCACUUUCCUGAAGAAUUCAAGGGCAAAGAAACACAUCUGACUCGAAACCUAGGAUUGUUUAAAGAUGUAGACGGUAUUCUUCGUUGUAAAGGUCGUUUGAUGCACGCGGACUUAUCAUACGAAACUCAGCAUCCGAUCUUACUACCGAAGGAUUGUGAAUUCACGACAAAGAUAAUAAAAGAUGCUCAUGAAAGGCACUACCAUGUAGGCGUACCACAUACACUGAUUGUAAUACGUCACCGAUAUUGGAUACCUCAAGGCCGAGUACAGGUUCGAAAGGUUAUUCAAAAAUGCCCACAGUGUAUUAAGCACGGCGGAGGCCCAUACCAGCUGCCUAAAACCCCGGCUCUGCCAGUUGAAAGAGUAAAGUAUUCAAGUCCAUUUACAUAUACAGGCGUAGACUACUUUGGCCCAAUGCAUGUUGAAACAAGUAAUGGCAAAGAAAAGAGGUGGAUCUGCUUAUUUACAUGCCUGGUGGUACGAGCCAUUCAUCUGGAGGUAGUACAAGAUAUGAGAGCGGAGGAAUUCCUACUGGCACUUAGGCGAUUUGUGGCUUCCAGAGGAGCCCCUUCACAUAUUAUGUCUGACAACGCGAUGCAGUUUAAAUUGAUGUCUGAAGUCUUGUCAAGUAACUACUGUACACAAAAUAAGAUCUCUUGGAAAUGUAUACCACAAUUAGCACCCUGGCAUGGUGGCGUAUACAAGCGACUUGUAUCGGUGGUGAAACACUGUUUGAAGAGGACAUUGGAGAAGCACCUGUUGAGCGACCACCAGCUGUUGACGGUCCUGAAGGAAGUGGAAGCCGUAGUCAAUACAAGACCUCUUACUUAUGUGGGAGCAGACGUGGACUAUGUUUUGAAACCGGCAGACUUUUUAUCGAUGGGUAAAUGUUUAGAGUCAGAUCUGCCUAUUGACCAGUUGACUCCUGCAACCAUUACAAAGGAAACACUCGUUGAAGGAUGGAGAAGGGGCCAGAAAGUGAUGAAAGAGUUUAAGAACAUGUUUAUAUCUCAACCUUAG
Messenger RNA from Hyposmocoma kahamanoa, 1329 nucleotides. RefSeq lists its product as uncharacterized. Gene Ontology annotation, molecular function: nucleic acid binding. The coding region runs from base 1 to 1329 and encodes 442 amino acids. The record is from RefSeq and is a predicted model, not a curated record. The transcript has a single exon. Gene Ontology annotation, biological process: DNA integration. NCBI's taxonomy places the organism in Eukaryota, Metazoa, Arthropoda, Insecta, Lepidoptera, Cosmopterigidae.